Zea mays is the source of this 1082-nucleotide messenger RNA. RefSeq lists its product as uncharacterized. The record is from RefSeq and is a predicted model, not a curated record. The transcript has a single exon. The coding region runs from base 231 to 782 and encodes 183 amino acids. Gene Ontology annotation, cellular component: chloroplast. Lineage: Eukaryota; Viridiplantae; Streptophyta; Magnoliopsida; Poales; Poaceae.
CUAAGAUAUUUUAUUGCCAUUAAAAUCACCGUCUAUGCUCUGAUUGCUCUCCAAUCUAUUGGCGGGCUGGCGGCUCCUGUCUGUGGUCGCAGACUCGCAGAGUCGCAGACUCGCAGUAGCCAGUAGAUGCCGGAGCCGUCGCAGCCACUCAAACCCCAUCAAUAAAACGGCGCCAACUCAACAGACUUCCAGCUAGCAGUGACCACGGCGACCAUCGCCGGCUCGCCGCCAUGAAGCACCUCCACCUCUCAUCUUCUCUUCCUCUCCUCCUCCACCGCCCCUCCAAGCCCCAUCUCCUCCACCCUAGCCGCCGCCGCGCCUCCAUCCGCAACGCCGCAUCCGGCGGCGGCUCCGGCGAACCCACCCCCGCCGCGGAAACGGCCUCAGGUACCUCUCCGCCAGCCGCUGCCAAGCCCGCCGGCGUCAAGGACCGCCUCAAGGCGAGGAACCAGGCCCGCCGGGUCCGGCUGGACUCCCCGCCGCCGGAGGUGGUGGUGGUGCCGAAGAAGAAGCCCGCCCCCGCCGCGUCGUCGUCUCCUGUGCCGAAGAAGAAGGUCGGGCGGAAGGGGUGGGAGGAGAUGAGCCUGGGCGAGAAGGCCGUGGACCUCUACGUCGGCGAGAAGGGCCUGCUCUUCUGGCUCAACAAGUUCGCCUACGCCUCCAUCUUCAUCAUGGUCGGCGCCUGGGUCCUGUUCCGCUUCGUCGGCCCCUCGCUCGGCCUCUACCAGCUCGACGCCCCGCCGCUGCCGCCCACCGCCGUGUUCAGCGGCGGCUCGCCGUGACGGCGUCGAGUCGUUCCCGAGUGGGCGUACACUGUCACUAGGUCGAGGCGUAGAGCUAGCGUAGCCGCGGAUUAAUAAUGGUGACAUGAUAUGGAAAGAUUGAGGAAGAGGAUGCUGAUUCUGGAGCCAAAGUUUGGACCUUUUACUGCCAAUAUGUGAAUUGUAGACGCGCGGUUCUUGGAGCUUGAAUUCCUGGUUUGUCUGUGCAAAACCUGUUUGGUUUUGUACAGGCAAGCAAUUCAUUUCGGUAUGGUCUGGUUUUGAGAAGAAGCUGAGAUCAAGAAGACAUCCAUUCUGCUA